GCGGCAGCAGCAGCAGCAGCAGCAUCAGUAUUUUUAGCGCCUCGCUGGCUCGUGUUGCAGUGACGGGGGUCGCCAGAAGCUGCUUUUCUUCACCACCGUGCCGCCACAGUUUGAGCAGGACUCUGCGUGGAGAGGUGCGCGGAGUUGCGGGGUGGUUGACGGUAGAUAACGGAGGAUAACGGACCACCAAACCACCUACACACACAUCGUUAUCAUCACCGUCCCGACUCUCUCUCUCUCUGGUCCGGAGAUGAUGGCCAGCAGCCCCGCAGCAGCAGCAGCAGCAGCGGCAGCAGCAGGUCGAGAUGACCCGGAUGAUGCUUCUUCUUCUCCGCGGGACGAGCCGGAGUCGGAGCCGUCGGGGCCGACACAUCCAGAGCCUGCCUGUUUGGAGGCACAGAAAUGGAUAGAGGCUGUAACGGGGAAGAGCUUUGGAGAAAAGGACUUUCGCAGCGGAUUGGAGAACGGUAUCCUGUUAUGCGAGCUGCUGAGUGCAAUUAAACCAGGGCUGGUCAAGAAGAUCAACAGACUGCCCACCCCCAUCGCUGGGCUGGACAACCUGUCAGUCUUCCUGCGGGGCUGUGAAGAGUUGGGUCUGAAGGGCUCCCAGCUGUUUGACCCCGGGGACUUGCAAGACACUUCCAUACGAGCUAACCUCAAGGACUCUGACUGCAACCGCAAACUGAAAAAUGUGCUGAACACAGUGUUUUGGCUCGGGAAGGCUGCCAGCGGCUGCGCCUCCUACAGCGGCCCGACUCUCAACCUCAAGGAGUUUGAAGGGCUUCUUGCUCAAAUGAGGGUGGAGACUGAGGAAGGAGGCGACAGUUCUCUGAAGCGCAGCGUUAGGGACAGCGGCUAUGACUGCUGGGACUCUGAGAGGAGCGACUCUCUCUCUCCACCACGACACACUCGAGACAACUCCCUCGACAGUCUGGACUCCUUUGGCUCCCGCUCACAGCACAGCCCUUCUCCUGAUGUGGUGAAUAGAGGCAACAGUGAUGGGCGAGGCAGUGACUCGGAGGCCGACGGCAGGAGGCCAGAUGUGCGGAAAGAUGACAUGUUGGCCAGACGGACAGCCAACAGUGACUCCAGAAACUCCAUCCCCUUUAACCAGUUUCUUCCCAACCGAACCAACGCCAGCUCCUACAUCCCGACACCACGCCGAAAACCACAUACAGAGGAAGGAGAGCAGCGGAGUCACCCUCAAGCCACUCCAGAGCAGUCCAAAAGAUCUGGACUGCACCACAAAACUCCCAAGACUGUCACUUGGGCACCUGAGAACAAUGAGGAAAAACUAAAACAGGAAGAGGAGAAUAUGACCCAGGAUGUGUUGGAGCAGAGGAAGCUGAAGAUGUUGCAGAAGGCAGGAAUUAAAGUUCUGCCUGCUGCCGUUCGCUACAACAGCCCUCCCACAAUGGAGGAGCAGGAAGUGAGGUCGCCAUCCCCGAACAUCAUCCUUCGCUGCGAUAAUGAGUUUUUGAGCUCCCAGAAAUCUGCGUGGGAUUCCUCCUCUGAUGUGGAAGAGGAGGCCGAGGUGCGGAAAAUCCCCGAUGUUCAUAAAGACGACCUGGCAUCCAGACGAGCUCAUCGCAGCCCCGUUGCUCCCAGGGUGCAUCAGUUUGUCCCUUCACCUGUAUGUAGCAACAAAGACCGAGAGCGCUGGGAGGGAAUUAGACGCGCCUCGCAGCAAACACUGCAGGAGAAGGAGAUCAGUGAGAAGGAAGCAGUCCCUGACAUCAUUACACGCAGAGACAACCCUUUCCUAAAUUCCUCUCGCCACGAGGAAGAGGAGGAUGGAGAGGAAGAGGGAGAAGAGGGGCAGGUUAAGGCGACGCCUAAUAAGCAGAAGGAUGACCUGGCUCGUAGGCGGGCUCAGAGUAAGCCCCUCCCUCACAGGGACGGACCAAUGAGCUUUGUUUCUGCCCCCAUGAGCCAGGCAGAUGUGCAGAAGUGGGAGAGACUCAAGAUUGCUGAACCCAGUGAGGCUAGCCCGGUCCCUGUGUGUCAGGCUUGUCUGGAGAAAAGUUAUGGAAGUCCUCUCAGCGGAUCAGCAAGAGCUGGACGGGGUCACAGCAAAGUUGUGACCUUUGGGGGCGUGACUGAGAUCGAGCAGCCAAUAGACACAGUCACGUCAAGUGAAGGGGAGGAGACGGAGUUGCUAAGACGACUCCUUUCCAAGGCAACUGUAGCCAUGCCUACCAUUGGCCUGGGCUCCCAGCUUUCAGAGCGGGAACGCAGCCAGGUAGAUGGCCUCAAUCAAACCUCUGCUGACCUCCCACCCUGCACCCCUGAAACCCCUCCGACUCCUGCUGAGCUUGAUGCACAACUGGCUCAGUAUGAACGGAGAACAGAAGAGGACGAGGAGGAGGAAGAGGAGAAGAUCCCAGAUGUUCAGAAAGACGACAUGAUGGCGAGGAGGACAGGAGUUUUCCAUAAACAAAGCAGCGCCACAGCAACUUACAACCGUUUCCUGCCUCUGCCCAGCACCAAGCGCUGCACACAAGGGGAGGUCACCACUGACGCUGCUCCGCGGAACAAAAGGGACGUGCAGGCAGACAGGAGCAAGAAGCUGAACGCCAGAGUGGAGCCACUCAGAGUUCCCAUGGAAACACCUGACACGACUGUGAUCCGAGCAACGUCUCACAGUGAACGUGAAUAUGAUGAUGAUGACAAUGAUGAGUAUGAUGAAAAUGAGCCUGUGCCUGACCUGGAGAAGGAUGAUAUGAUGACUCGAAGGACCGGAUCGUUCCAAAGUACAGCCAGAACAAAUCAGCCCAUCAACAAGUUCCUGCCAGUACCUGGAGCAGUUAAAUAUAACGUCGCCCCAGUGUCUGCAAUGAAGCCACUACUCAGAACUAAACUCACAGAGAGGAUGGCUUGUGAAAGCAGCAUCGUUACCGUGGCAGCAGAACCUCAGGCUCUGCUCUCCAAAGCCCCGACCCUCCCUAAGUGUGCAGGGCUGAGGAGGAAGAGGCAGGAGGAGGAUGGAAAGCAAGAGGGAGACAUGACAAUCUCAGACACUUCUGAGCCCCUCUCCUCUUCGUCGCCCACCCCUCCACCCAGUCCUGCUGCUGCCCCGGCUCGUAAAGUGGAGGCAGAGCUGGAAAAGCAGAGUGUGGAGGAGAGAGUUGAGGAAAAGGUGGAGGAGAGAAAGAAAGAUGUAGACAAGCAACCACGAAAGAAACCCUUCUGGCUGGAUGACGAUGAUCUACCUCCCAUCAUGAUGAGCCGGCGAGUUGCUUUUAUGUCUGAGGACACUGAGAGCGUGAGCAUGAGUGACAUGCUUAACGAGGAAGAGGUGGGAUACCUACCGCCACUGAGCCAAUCACGAAAUGAGCGCAUGCACGAACAGUACAACAACUUUCAGGAAGAUGACGACCACUGGCAAAGCGACUUGGCUCGUUGGAAGACUCGGCGUCGCAGCGCUUCACAGGAACUGAUCAAGAAAGAGGAAGAGAGGAAGAGGAUGGAGAAAAGGAUGAAGGAGGAGGGACGUGACAGCAACAAGAGGAAAAGCAUUAAAACCUACAAAGAGAUCGUGGAGGAGAAGGAGCGCAGAGAGGUAGAGUUGUGUGACGCCUACAGGAAUGCAGCGACUCCAGAAGAGGCUGCCAUGGUUUUACAGCGAUACGCUCUUCGCUUCACCAUCAGUGACGCAACACUGGACAGCCUAAAACUGCCCAGAUCCACUGCGAAUACCAAACAGGACCCUACUCAGGUGGACAAGGAGCACAAAACAACAUCACCUGUUAAUGAAACAUCAGAACGUCUGCACAAACCAGAACCACCUGUUAUAAAAGACCAGAGGCACACAGAACCUGAAGAGAUGGAGACACUUGUAACUGCUCAACAAGAGACGUCAGUUUCUGUCUCCUGCAGCUCCCCAACAGCUGGCAGCCCCCGCAGCCCAGUCUCAAACUCAGAAAAUGUGCCACCUCGGUCACUAGAACUGAAAGAACCUCAACCCAAACCGACGGAGUCUCAGACUACGCAACAAAAGCAACCGAUUACAGGAGACGCAAAGCCUCAAACCAAACACACUCCGCCUCAGAUUUCACUUGUGCAGCCUCACACCACAAAGCCUGGACACACACUCCCUUCUCCUCCAUCUGUAUCUCCCAGACCCGUCCCCCUGCUGGCAGCCAAGCCCUACUGCCAGCCCAGGAGCACACAGUCUGGACACAAACCUGUCAAGAUGGACGGGUUGGUGCGAGUGAAUGGAGAGGCGAUGGAGGAUUUAUCUGUUUCCUCUCCACCUGCCUCUGCUCGGCACUCGCCACCGGAGGUCAAAGACAUUCCUUCAGAGCAGACGGAGAAAGACGUUCCUUCCAAACUGACGCAGAAAGACGUUCCCUCAGAGCAGACGCAGAAAGACGUUCCUUCCAAACUGACGCAGAAAGACGUUCCCUCAGAGCAGACGCAGAAAGACGUUCCUUCCAAACUGACGCAGAAAGACGUCCCCUCCAAACAGACGGAGAAUGAUGUUCCCUCAGAGCAGGCUAUGACUAAUCAGGAGACGGUGGAGCAGACGCCACCUCCACAGACAGAAAGAUCAACCUCAUCUUUAGGCUCUGCCAUCAGCUCCCUGAUUGGAGGCCGAAACUGUACCAUCACGACUACUAUUGUGACAGAGCUCACACAUGUGGAGCCACAUCACCCGGAUAUCCAAAGCAAUGGACAGGUCAACGGUACUUCUGAGUUUCCUGGGAGUCCAGUGGAGGAGGCUCAGCCAGCAACAUCACCAAACAGCAUGCAGGAAUAUUCUCCCACUGUCUCAGAGGGACUUGAGGAGAGCAGUGUGACUAUUGAGACCCCCAUGUUGAACUUGGCUAAACGUGUUAAUCACUGGGUCUGGGACCCCAAUGAGGAGCGUAAACGCCUGGAAAGUUGGCAACAGGAGCAGGAGCGCCUCCUACAGGAGCAAUACCAGAGAGAGCAGGAGAAGCUGAAGAAGGAGUGGGAGAAAGCACAGCUGGAGGUGCAGGAGGAGGAGAGGAAACACAAUGAAGAGGAGAGAAAGAUCCUAGAGGAGACUGUAACACCCUUAAAUCCUGCCGGCUUGUUAAACCAGACAGGGAUGACUCCAUCAGCUCCAGAAAAUAACAAGACAGAAGGAGGAAGCGUUCCUCUACAGCAAAACGGCCAAAGAAGGGAAGGGAACGAGGAUCAGCAUGCAACCAAGCUGCAUUUUUUCCAGGAUACUGCAAGUGAUGGCGAACCUUUAAAGAAACAGGAAGUGUGGAAGACGGCCUCUCUGGACCGCAACCCCGGGCUAAACCAGCCACAUAUUGUUAAAAGGUCUGAAUCACAUGACGCUGUGAUAAACAAACAACAGCCCUCCCCUUCAUCCCCUCAGCCUCCCUCGCCCAGCAGAUGUGUUAGUGGGAAGAGACUCUGUUCUGGUUGCUCUCAACAACUGGGAAAAGGAGCCGCCAUGAUCAUCGAUACACUGGGACUGUUUUUCCACAUGCAGUGUUUCAAGUGUGGAGUGUGUGACGGGCAGCUGGGUGACGCCACCGUAGGGACUGACGUACGGAUUCGUAAUGGACUGCUGAGCUGUCAUGAAUGCUAUAUUGCAUCUCGGGGCAGAGGUCAGCCCACCACACUAUGAUGACCUGCAUUUGAACUGGAAACCCCCAACACUGUCCUCGUCUUUGACUGGACGGAGAAGACUCACAUUCUGGGAUACUCUGGAUAACUAUUGGAAUCGUUGUCUUCUUCCUGAAAAGCACAAACAGCUUUAUGGAUGCUACUGAGAGACGAAAACUGGACUAACAUGUGGACCGAGUGACACAACAUCACAUGCACAUUAGUACAGUACAGCGUGUGUGUGUGUGCUUAUUAACUGUACACGUGUAUACACUUUAACAUUUUAAUAUGCGUAGCAUGGAUGUAAUCAAGAAAUCAGUUUAGACCUUUGCACAUCCAUACUCAGCACAGUUAAGACCAUAAACUAAGGCUCCGUUCUGUCACAAGCUUAACAUGUUACGCUAAAAGCCGUCAGUCUCAAAGUCUUGGUUCAUUAACCCCCUGCUUCUGCACUGAUCAUGUGACUGGUUUGGGUUGGAUAACCGGAAGUAGCUUGACCAUUAUAAUGCCUUACUCAUCAUCAUACCUUCUCAUUCUUUUUGGAUUUUGUUGUUUACAGUUUUGCAUGAAAGAAGAACAUAUAUAAGUUAUUGUGAGUAUUGCUCAGAUGGAGUAGUGUGAGUUUGACGUACGUCGUUGUUAUCGUCUCAACAGCUGAACUUUAACUUUCCUCUUGUAUGUUGUACAUCAUCAUGAUAUUUUUGAACCUUUUGGGGGAAUCUGGCUAACUUACACAAGCUUGUUUCUUUAGAAUUAAUUUUACAGGAAUGAGAAUGCAUGUUUUUAAUUAUAUUAUUGUUGUUCUUUGGAUUUUUAAAUAUUUUCCCUUUAAGAUGUUUUAGCCUUUGUUUAUUCUCAUAGACUGACCGAAUCAGUGCCUUAUGUAAUGAAUGCGAGGGCUAGCGUAUGUGCAGGAGUAGUUUCACACUCACACGGACCUCUGGGUCUCGGCACAUGUGUGUGUGUGUGUUUGUAUGAAAUCAUGCAUGUAUAGGUAUGUAAGCAGUGUGUAUGAUUUGACUUGAAGCACAGUUCCAUACCAGCAAAAAACAUUUUAAAUGGAUCUCCUAAUCACCUGCUGUUCUCUUCCACCCCCUCCCAUGAGCUAAACCAAUGACACAAAGUGAAUUGCUGCUUCCCUGUUAAUUAUUCCUCCGUAUAAUGACGGUUUCACAGCGUCCUAUAAUCUCUCCUCGCCUGCCUCUCACAAGUGUUGCCUCCCCAGAGUCUGAGCUGAACGCCUCUGUCCUUUGUGUGGCAUCGCCUCUGUCUGAACACCUGACAGCGACUUCAUCACUCAGAGGAGUAGAGCGCUCAAUUCAUUGUCUUUUAUAGCAAGUGUAUGUUUAUCAAUAAAAUAUUUUAAAUGGGA
Messenger RNA from Sebastes umbrosus (honeycomb rockfish), 6961 nucleotides. Its product is annotated as LIM and calponin homology domains-containing protein 1-like. Lineage: Eukaryota; Metazoa; Chordata; Actinopteri; Perciformes; Sebastidae. Gene Ontology annotation, cellular component: stress fiber. The record is from RefSeq and is a predicted model, not a curated record. Gene Ontology annotation, molecular function: myosin II head/neck binding. Gene Ontology annotation, biological process: regulation of focal adhesion assembly; positive regulation of stress fiber assembly. The transcript has 31 exons. Bases 251 to 5611 code for a protein of 1786 amino acids.